Trypanosoma theileri is the source of this 1629-nucleotide messenger RNA. Its product is annotated as putative chaperonin alpha subunit. Gene Ontology annotation, biological process: protein folding. The record is from RefSeq and is a predicted model, not a curated record. Gene Ontology annotation, cellular component: chaperonin-containing T-complex. Gene Ontology annotation, molecular function: ATP-dependent protein folding chaperone; ATP hydrolysis activity; ATP binding. NCBI's taxonomy places the organism in Eukaryota, Euglenozoa, Kinetoplastea, Trypanosomatida, Trypanosomatidae. The transcript has a single exon. The coding region runs from base 1 to 1629 and encodes 542 amino acids.
AUGCAAACCAAGCAGAAGGCGGCGUUAGGAAUCAACGGUACCCGCACAAGUGGAUUGGCGGUGCGCCGUGAGAACGUGACCGCAGCUUUGGCGGUGGCCAACGUUGUGAAGUCCUCACUUGGACCUAUUGGCCUUGACAAGAUGCUGGUCGAUGACAUUGGCGAUGUGUGUGUCACAAAUGACGGAGCAACCAUUCUUAAGAGCCUAGACGUGGAACACCCUGCCGCACGUCUUCUUGUGGAUCUCGCGCAGCUUCAAGAUAAGGAAAUUGGUGAUGGCACAACCUCUGUUGUGAUUCUCGCAUCUGAGUUGCUUAAGCGGGCUCAGGACCUCAUCGUAUCCGGUAUUCACGCCACAAGCAUCAUCGCCGGUUACAAGCUUGCUUUACGUGAAGCCGUACGAUACCUUCAGUCUAAUCUCAGUGUUUCUGUGGAUGCUUUGGGCAAAGAUGUUUUGUUAAACGUUGCUCGCACUUCAAUGAGCAGUAAGAUUCUUAAUUCUGAUUCUGACCUUUUUGCCAAGAUGGUUGUGGAUGCAAUCCUUUCUGUAAAAACGGUAAAUGAUUUUGGUGAUGUGGUAUAUCCUCGUAAGGCGGUGAGCAUCUUACUUCAACAUGGUAAGAGUUCACGAGAAUCUGUACUUUUGCAGGGUGUUGCCCUUGGUCUUUCCCGUGCGGCGCAAGGUAUGCCCACCUCUGUGGAAAAUGCCCGUAUUGCACUUAUUGACUUUGACCUUCGUGCUGUGAAGAUGAAGCUAGGCAUCAACAUCACCAUUACUGAUCCCACGAAGGCGGAGGCGAUUCGCCAGCGUGAACUGGAUAUCACGAAGGAGCGUAUAAAGAAGAUGAUUGCGGCUGGUGCCAAUGUUAUUCUCACCUCCUGGGGUAUUGAGGACAGCAUGAUGAAGUACAUGGUGGAUGAGGGCAUUCUUGGUGUUCGCCGUGUGAAGAACGACGACAUGCGCCGUAUUGCCAAGGCGACGGGUGCCCGCAUUGUGCACACCCUCUCUGACCUUGACGGCGAGGAGGUGUUCGACCCGGCGUGGCUCGGGGCGGCCUCUCGCGUGUACGAAGAGCGCUUUGGCGAGGACGACGUGAUUAUCAUCAGCGGCACGGCGAGUGCGGUGUGUGCGAGUAUCGUCUGCCGCGGCGCCAACUACAUGGUGCUGGAGGAGAUGGAGCGCGCCCUCAACGACGCCCUGUGGGCCGUCGCCCGCACCCUCGAGGCGCACAGCGUCGUCGCCGGCGGCGGGGCGGUGGAGGCGGCCCUCUCCGUCUACUUGGAGAACGUCGCCCACACCCUCGGCUCACGCGAGCAACUCGCCAUCGCCGCCUUCGCUGAGUCGCUGCUCGUCAUUCCAAAGACACUCGCCCUCAACGCCGCUCUCGACGCCACCGAACUCGUCGCCCGUCUCCGCGUCGCACACAGCGAGGAGAAGCAGGAGGCACGCUUCUGUGGACUCGACCUCGUCGAGGGCACACUGCGGAACAACAUUGAGGCAGGCGUCCUGGAGCCGCAGCCGAGUAAAGUGAAGUCCCUGCAGUUCGCCACAGAGGCCGCCGUCACGGUGCUGCGCAUCGAUGACUGCAUCCGACUGAACCCAGAGGAUGAGGAGGAACGCGGACGAUAG